This is a messenger RNA of Leguminivora glycinivorella, 3935 nucleotides long. RefSeq names its product ubiquitin-associated protein 2-like (gene lig). Gene Ontology annotation, cellular component: cytoplasm; nucleus. The transcript has 29 exons. Bases 354 to 3503 code for a protein of 1049 amino acids. NCBI's taxonomy places the organism in Eukaryota, Metazoa, Arthropoda, Insecta, Lepidoptera, Tortricidae. Gene Ontology annotation, molecular function: protein binding. The record is from RefSeq and is a predicted model, not a curated record.
AUGACGCGUGCUCCUUGAAUCGUGGAAAAGUGCUGCUAUCGCAAUUCUGCGAGGUUUCCGUAGGAAGCCGACGCACAUCCUCAUUUUUCGUGUAUCGCCCUUGCGCUCCACUUGCAAUGAAUCAUUGUCCCGAUUUCUGCUUAAAGAAGCUGAAUAUUUCUUUAUUUCGCCGCUCGUGCCGAUCCGGAAGUAUACGUUGUUGUGUAUAAUAGUUUUUUGCAGUGUUGUGAUGGGUAAAAGUUGUAGUUUGUAGUAAAUUUACACAAGUGUUUUGUUUAUCAAUUUGCCGCUCCUACACCGCGACGGACGCUGCUUGUAAAUAGAGGCUGUAAAUAUAAUUAUAGCAGAUAAAGAUGAGUUUGGGAGCACGCGCCACCAAGGGUGGUGCGAAGGGGAAGGACAAAGCCCAGGACAAGUCCAAGGGCGUCGACAAACCACCGGCCAAGGAGAAGGUCAAACAACAGCUACAGGCAACCACAGAACAGAUGCGUAUGGCAAACAUGAUCGACCGUAAAAGCGACGACACCACGGACGUCCGAAGAAUGGUGCUAGAGCUGAUGGAGAUGACGUGUCGCACCGAGGAGGAGGUUUGCUCGGCGCUGCACGACUCGGACAACGACAUGGUCGCCGCCUGCAAUCUGCUUCUGGAGGAGAGUCAGCGAAUACAGGGUGAGUGGCAGACAAAUGAAAAGAAGAAGAAAAAGCCACCCGCCGCCGCCGGCAACGGCGAGCCGGAGCCGCCUCGCGAGCGAGAGGCGCGCGAGCCGAGAGAAAGGUCCGGCGCGCCGCGUCCUCGUCGCGGGGAAGCGGAGAGUCGCGGGCGAGGCCGCGGCGCGGCGCGGGGGCGCGCGCGCGGCGCCCGGCGCGGCCCGCCCGGCCGGCCGCGCCCGCCGCGCGACGCCGAGCGCGGCGAGCACGGUGCGUACCCCGCCUGCUCACUCCACGCUGGCCGCACGCCGAGCGAGGAAAACUCCGUGCUCAUGCGCACACGCGCGGAAGACUGGGACAACGAGGAGUGGUCAGGAUCUCUGUCGGACACCAAGGUAUUCACGCCCAGCACCGCGACCACGGGCGACGAGCCUGCCCCAGUCACCACGGUAACUACUCAUAUACCCGCACACAACAUAGCGGACUCAUUCCCCAGCGCGGAACACUGGGACAACGGGGAGUGGUCAGGAUCUCUGUCGGACACCAAGGUGUUCACGCCCAGCACCGCGACCACAGGCGACGAGCCCGCCCCAGUUACUACGGUAACUACUCAUAUACCCGCACACAACAUAGCUGACUCAUUCCCCAGCGCGGAAGACUGGGACAACGAGGAGAGGCGACGAGCCCGCCCCAGUCACCACGGUAACUACUCAUAUACCCGCACACAACAUAGCGGACUCAUUCCCAGCGCGGAAGACUGGGACAACGAGGAGUGGUCAGGAUCUCUGUCGGACACCAAGGUAUUCACGCCCAGCACCGCGACCACGGGCGACGAGCCUGCCCCAGUCACCACGCAGGAGGAGUGCUGGGACACGCCCGCGGCCAACGGCGCGGAGCACAUCCCCAGUUACAGCUACAGUCGCCUGCCUGAGCCGAGGGCGCCCGUUCCGCAGAUCAGCCAGGCCCACGCCGCGCCGCCCAGCGCCUCGCCCGCGCCCGCCGCGCCGGCCGCCGAGCCGCAGCCGCGCCACCAGCCCAUGGGUAUGUCGGGGUCGCUUUCGGCGGCGCAGUCCCAGUACCUGUCGCAACUCACCCAGCAAUCGCAACGGCAUGACAACAGUGUAUAUUCGUCAAAUUAUGGUGUUUACGGUUCUUCAGAUAUAACGAGUCAAAGAAAACCACAACGAGCGAGGGUACCACCUCCUUCAAAGAUUCCGUCGUCAGCGGUGGAGAUGCCCGGUGGCGAGGGCGGCGCCAUGUUCCUGGACGUGCAGUUCGGAGCGCUGGAGCCCGACCUCACCGAGCCCACGCCCCCGCCACAACCACAGCCGCAGCCGCAACCGCAGCCCGUCUCUGCGCCGCAGCCCGCUCAACCUCCCAAACCGCUCGCCACGGCGGUAACGGCAGCGCCCGAGCCGGCGCCGGCGCCCGCGCACGAGCCCGCACCGGAGCCCAGUGUCACGUACGCCAACACCAACAGCAUGUUACCUGAAAGUUUAGCGCCAGAACCAGUCCCCGCACCAGCCGAGCCUGCCGCGCCACAGCCUAACAGUCUAGAAAAGCAAUUAACAGCAGCAAUGAAGCAGCUGGCCGUAUCCGCAGGAGACGCGCCGCAAGCGGCACCACAGCUGCACCGACACAAGGCCAUGGGUCAGCAGAACGUGUACGCCGCACACCACGCCGCCGCGGCGGCGCACCACCCUCCGGUAUACGGAGCCAACGUCUACGCGCCACAGGCAAGCUCAACGAACGCGUCGCUAACGUCCGGCAUGUCGGCGCCGGCGUACGGCUCCGCGGCCGCGCUCACCCAGUACCAGCCGAUGAUGAACUCAUACCAGACGUCGUCGUCAGCGGGAGUGUACGCGGGCAGUGCGCUAUACACGUACCAGCCCAGUCCACAGGCCAAACUACCCACUAAGGAAAACACGCCACAGUAUGACAACUCCGUAGCAUCUAGUAAUAAUAGUUUAACCAGCACAUCAACGACACAGAGCUCAACCGCCAAAGUAGCCACAACCACAGUAAGCGCAGGCGCGAACGCGGGAGCCAACGCGGCGAACGCGGGCGUGACGGGAGCGGGCGCGAGCGCGGGCUACGGCGCCGCGCUGUACGGCGGCGUGCAGCCCACCGGCUACCAUUACGACGAGGCGCAGCUCAUCACCAGGACACUCCCCCACCACAUGGGCGGAUACUAUGAAGUAGGAUACGGUGUCGGAGGCGCGCGAGAAGGCACGUUCGGUCUCGGGCCCACAGACAGGUUCACGCGCACCGACGCCGCCUCACCACAGCAAGUCAGCCAGGUCCCCGCGGCUUUACCGCCCGGUUAUGCGUACUUCUACCAACCUCCCCCCACGACGUACCAAUAUGGAGUAUACCCCACGUACGGCGGCGGGUCUAACGUUGGUGGCGUCGGCGGCGUCGGCGGCGUAGGAUCCGUGUCCGGCGCUGUGUCCGGCGGCGGCAAGGUCUCCAGCUACUCGCAGCAACAACCGCCGUACGACCAAGACUCAUACAAGCCUGGUGGUGGAUACAACGCGAGCGCGAACAAGGCAGCAGCGGGCGCGCCGCCCGAGCUAGCGUCUGCCAUGUACGCCAAGACUCACGUUGCGCUCAACAAAGUCAAUAGCUACGAAAAGGCGACGUUCCACAGCGGCACGCCGCCGCCGUUCGGCGCCGGCUCGCACCUCUACAUCCCCGCGCCGCACUCCGCGCACCACCCGCACCACCACCAGCACCAGAUGGAUGUACGGGUGAACAGUAGUCAUAAUAGGCGGGAGAGCGGCGCGGCGCGCGCGGCGGCCAAGCCGGCGGCCAGCAAGCCCAGCUACUCGCAGUCCUACUGGGCGCCCAACUAGUGACCGCCCGUGCGACCGUGUCCCCGGGCACCUGUAAAUAGUCGCCACGUGGUGGGCGCUCCUCCAAACAAAACUGAUUAAUGUAAAAUACGCAAGGAAUUUGAAUGACCUAUGUUAAUAUUUCGUUCACGCCGGCGCCGGCCGUAGGUCUUCGCCCGAUAGGAUAUUGUUUAAAUUUAACUGUAGAACUAUGUAUAUCUUAUCUUUGUAAUAUGUAUAUGUAUGUAAGCGUUUGGUACGCUAUGCGCGCCGAAUCUUUUUGUAUUUAGUUGACAGAGUUUUUGUAAUUACAUAUUAUAGUUGAAUAAACGUUCAGCGAUCUAUAAAGUAACGUAACUACCGUAGUCGAGGUCUUUUUUAUGUGAAAGAAUGCAAUGUGUUGAUCUCGCGGGCAUUUGAAAGUAUGAGGGAAUUACACGUAUUGGAACUUGA